This is a messenger RNA of Larimichthys crocea (large yellow croaker), 4167 nucleotides long. RefSeq names its product frizzled class receptor 1 (gene fzd1). Gene Ontology annotation, molecular function: Wnt-protein binding; Wnt receptor activity. The transcript is spliced from 2 exons. Gene Ontology annotation, biological process: canonical Wnt signaling pathway; non-canonical Wnt signaling pathway. Gene Ontology annotation, cellular component: plasma membrane. The record is from RefSeq and is a predicted model, not a curated record. NCBI's taxonomy places the organism in Eukaryota, Metazoa, Chordata, Actinopteri, Sciaenidae. The coding region runs from base 376 to 2112 and encodes 578 amino acids.
UGGGAGCGCGUGAGGUAGCGCAGAGCAGGUUUGAACGGCAGACUGACGGUGUGUCGGGCAGACCGGAGACCGGAGACAGGAGCAGACCCUGUCCUGGAGGACUACGCUCUCUUUUUGUGGAUUUCAAACCGGAGCAGCUCCGUGUGUUCACAGAAUCGUUGUUUUCUUUUUGUUUUUUCUGGUCACGUUUUCAAACGAGAUCCGGGUGGUGAGACACCGGGGGAAAGGGAGAGCGAGAGUCCGCUGGAAGAAGCUGCUUUCCCCGCAGAGGGACGCCAACAAAGAGCAUUCAAGGAAGUAGUGUGUUGCCUGGCGAGGUAACGCAAGUUAGUUGAGCAACAAAUAGAAAGUGCGGCAGCGGGCUCGGUCUUCACCAUGGCUCACCGCAGACUCCUCCGUGCCGCGUUCACCUUACUGUUUUUUGUUCUGUGCCUAAACGCGGGAAUUUUUCGAGUAAACGGACAGUACGGCGGCGGUGACCGAGGAAUGUCUAUACCGGAGCACGGAUUCUGUCAGCCCAUUUCCAUUCCGCUGUGUACGGACAUCGCGUACAACGAGACUAUCAUGCCGAACCUGCUGGGUCACACCAACCAGGAGGACGCGGGGCUCGAGGUCCAUCAGUUCUACCCGCUGGUGAAGGUCCAGUGCUCUCCGGAUUUAAAGUUCUUCCUCUGCUCCAUGUAUGCGCCCGUGUGCACGGUGCUCGAGCAGGCUCUGCCCCCGUGCCGCUCUCUGUGCGAGCGCGCGCGGCAGGGCUGCGAGGCGCUCAUGAACAAGUUCGGCUUCCAGUGGCCCGACAGCCUCGCGUGCGAGUCCUUCCCGGUGCACGGCGCGGGAGAGCUGUGCGUGGGUCAGAACAUGUCGGACCGCAGCGAGCCCGAGCCACCCGGUCAGUAUCCCACCGAGCGCACGCUCCCUGACCCCAUGAACGGUCAGUUCAGGUGCCCGACCUCGCUCAGGGUGCCUGCCUACCUGAACUACCGCUUCCUCGGGCAGGAGAACUGCGGCGCACCGUGCGAGCCGAAACGGUCUCACGGCAUGAUGUACUUCAGCGAGGAGGAGCUCAAAUUCGCGAGGAUAUGGAUCGGCAUCUGGUCGGUGCUGUGCUGUGCUUCCACUUUAUUCACCGUGCUGACCUACUUGGUGGACAUGAAGCGCUUCAGCUACCCGGAGCGGCCCAUUGUCUUCCUUUCUGGCUGCUACACCAUGGUGUCCAUCGCCUAUAUUGCUGGGUUUUUACUGGAGGACAAAGUGGUUUGCAAUGACAGGUUUGACAAUGACAUAAGGACUGUGGUGCAGGGCACGAAGAAGGAGGGCUGCACCAUCCUCUUCAUGAUGCUGUACUUCUUCAGCAUGGCCAGCUCAAUCUGGUGGGUCAUUCUGGCUCUCACUUGGUUCCUGGCAGCGGGGAUGAAAUGGGGCCACGAAGCCAUCGAGGCAAACUCUCAGUACUUUCACCUGGCGGCCUGGGCCGUGCCAGCCAUCAAGACCAUUACCAUCCUGGCUGUCGGGCAGGUGGACGGAGACGUGUUGAGCGGGGUCUGCUUCGUUGGCAUCAACAGCGUGGACGCCCUGCGAGGCUUCGUCCUGGCGCCUCUGUUCGUCUACCUGUUCAUCGGAACCUCCUUCCUCCUGGCUGGUUUCGUGUCCCUGUUUCGCAUCCGGACCAUCAUGAAGCACGACGGCACCAAGACGGAGAAGCUGGAGAAGCUGAUGGUGCGGAUAGGGAUCUUCAGCGUGCUGUACACCGUGCCGGCCACCAUCGUCAUCGCCUGCUACUUCUACGAGCAGGCCUUCAGAGAGCAGUGGGAGAGGACGUGGAUCAGCCAGACGUGUAAGACGUACGCCGUGCCGUGUCCGGCCCAGAACCACCCCAACAUGAGCCCCGACUUCACCGUAUUCAUGAUAAAGUAUCUCAUGACUCUCAUUGUGGGUAUCACAUCCGGCUUCUGGAUCUGGUCUGGGAAGACCCUCAACUCCUGGAGGAGGUUUUACACGAGACUGGCCAACAGUAAACAAGACACUUUUUCAUACUUUGGACAUAAUGGAAUUGUACUUAAUCAUCACAGAGAGCCAGCUGACCGUCAAGGAUCCCGAGGUCUCAUGACCUGACUUACUGUGGACAACCACUGGGAGUAUUUUCACAUCGAGUGUUUGUGUCUUUGAUCAGUGACCUGCCACUGAGUGUCGGCUCUAUUCUAAGCAGAAUCCCGUGAAACCCAAGUGCUUCCUCGUGGCUCCCUCUUAUCCUGAUUAACCAGCUGUAGUUUGUGUCUGUUCUACAGUCGAGCAGCAGUUGCCCGCCUGCCGUCUGUCUGAAGGGAAAUGUCAGCAGUCUGGGACAAGCGAACGGUGCACAGGUUGUGAAUGUGAGUCAUUGUGACAGAUGGUUGUGGCCUGUAGCUCAGGCCCUGACAGUUCUAACAUUCCUUUCCAAAUAAAGCACACACAAUCAUGUCAGGUUAAAGGACCAUACCAGUGUUUUUGCAUGUUUUAGUUCACCUACUCUCAGGCAGUUUGUAUUUUUAGUGUGUGUUUUUCCACCUGUCUACUUACAGACCUGUCUGAAACAGCUUAAAUUAGGUGAUUCAGCACGGUGACCACCAUGCCGGCUUCACUUGGUUAAAGUUGUGAUGUCGUACAUAAUGCAUGUGUGCGUUGCAGGUUGAGUCACUUCAAUAUGGCACACCGGUUUCACAACUUUGACCAAAAUGAAAGCAGAUGAGACGUUCACUGACCAGUGUCCAGACUCUACGUGUUGAUGUUUGAUCUGCAGUAAAGCAGGAAGGAAAAAAAACACACGAGAAAAUCUUUUUUUUUUCUUUUUCUUUUUUUUUUUUUGCUGCUGCGGCGUUAAAAAUGUCAGUCAUUUGUGCUGUAAUGGCCUUCAACAUGCAAAAAUACUUGUGAGUUCAUUCAAAGGUGAUUCAAAACAGCUUUAAUGUGAGCUGUGUGUUCAGCUACAGAGCUGGAAAAACCUGUGUGUGUGUGUGUGUGUGUGUGUGUGUGUGUGUGUGUGUGUGUGUGUGUGUGUGUGUGAGAUUAUACAUUUGUCUGUAUACAGUGCUGUGUAAAGUCACUGGACACCCUUUGAGUCUUUAUGGUUUACGUUGCUCAUUUGUAAUAGAUCAAACUAAUUAGUUCAGGACAACACAUUUGCCUUAGGAUGUUUUUUAACAGACAUUUUUCUGAUAUUUUUUGGAAAACAAAUCAUCUUUAGAUGAAUCAAUAGUGAAAACUGACUUCAGAGUUUAAACUGCUCAAACCUCCUCGUCUCAUGCAGCUCAGGCCUUGUGUUCAGGCUGAAGUCGUCUCAGCAGAGCUCCAGUGAAUUCUGGGGUGUUGCGUGAGUUCAGUUUGAGAAGACGUGAGCAUGUUGAGGAAUGUGAGGCGUAUCGACUGAUGGUUCAGAUUUCAAAAGAAAAACAGACGAUCAAACUGCCCUUACUUUAUCUGAGAGAGCAGGAGGGUUGAGUUCAUGUUCUCAGUCAGUGUUCUAUGUUUUAUUCUUUAUUCAUGUAGAAAGCCCUCAUGGCACAGUAAGUUUGUAUAUUCUAACAUGAUUAGAAUGAAAGAGCUCGAGGUGUGUCCAAACUUUAACACAGCACUGUAACUGAGGGAAUAUCUGGAGUCGAUGGCGGGGGCCUGUGUGUCACGCUCGCACAUCAUAAAUGUAACAAAACAUCUUUUCGAUUCAUUUUCACGACACGUUUUCUUCGGUCUGGAGGUUGAACGUGUCAGUCAUUGUUGCGGAGUCUUUUGUUGAUGUGUAAUGUGAUCCCACUGAACGUAGCUGCGUACAUGUCUGCACUGUGGGACUGAAGAGCAGCCAGCAGCUCGCAUGUCUUCCACUGCAGGAGAAAAGAAGCCUUGUGUUGAAAUGCAGAGCGGCUGCUGUCAGUGCAGCUCGGCUCUCACACACACACUCACACACACACACACACACACAUCAUGACUUGUGUUCUUGUCAAAUACUCCUCCACACGGUGCUUCCGGUUCAUAAUAAUCCUUUUAUUGUGUUGACGGCUCUACAAUAGUCACAGCUUUGAAGUAAUUUCCUUUGCAUUUGCUAUGAAGAGAACCUUUAUAUUUAUAGAAAAGAAUCUUAUAUAUACACUACAUUGAUUGCUUUAUGAGAAUAAAAACAAUCUCACCAUUGCAACUAUC